Ipomoea triloba (trilobed morning glory) is the source of this 1997-nucleotide messenger RNA. RefSeq names its product ankyrin repeat-containing protein At5g02620-like. The transcript is spliced from 4 exons. The coding region runs from base 195 to 1835 and encodes 546 amino acids. Gene Ontology annotation, cellular component: plasma membrane. Gene Ontology annotation, molecular function: protein phosphatase 1 binding; protein phosphatase regulator activity. Lineage: Eukaryota; Viridiplantae; Streptophyta; Magnoliopsida; Solanales; Convolvulaceae. The record is from RefSeq and is a predicted model, not a curated record.
GAUGAACAGCCCAGCCCAGAAAAUUUAUGGGCUCUUUCAUCUUUAAUGGCAUUUAGCAGGAGGUGGAAGGUUCUUCAUCAUGUCCAGAAAAUGCGAUUGUUGAUAUGGGUGUUUGAGGGGAGGAAGAAGAGGCUUUGCUAAGGGGAGGAGAGAUCAGAAUUGAAGGAAGUUUGUGUAAAUAUUAAUAAUACAUAAUGGAUAGGGCGGCAGAGACGCCGUAUCCGGCGGUGUCUACCCGGAAGAAGAUGACGAAACAGCUGACCGGAAAACGCGAGGACACGGUUUUGCAUUCGGCGGCGAGGGCGGGGAACAUUGCGGCGAUAAUGGAAAUGGUUAACAAGACAGGGGAAGAAGAAGAAGAGGCGGCGGAGAUGCUAAUAAAGCAGAAUUCAGCAGGGGAAACAGCCUUGUAUGUGGCUGCAGAAUAUGGGUAUGUUGAGCUUGUUAGGGAGAUGAUCAAGUAUUAUGACCUUGUGGCCGCCGGAAUCAAGGCCAAAAAUGGCUUUGAUGCCCUCCACAUUGCUGCCAAACAAGGCGAUUUAGAGAUGGUGAAAGUACUAAUGGAGGCUCAUCCGGAGCUGUCGAUGACGGUUGAUGUGGCUAACACGACGGCGUUGCACACGGCGGCGACGCAAGGGCACAUAGAGGUGGUGGAUUAUCUGUUGGAGCAAGAGGGCAGCCUGGCAGCCAUAGCCAAAAGCAAUGGAAAAACAGCUUUGCAUUCAGCUGCCAGGAAUGGGCAUGUACAGGUUGUGAAGGCUAUAUUGAGUAAAGAACCCAGGGUUGUUAAUAGGGUGGACAAAAAAGGUCAAACCGCCCUUCACAUGGCGGUCAAAGGCCAAAAUCUCAAGGUGGUGGAGGCUCUAAUCCAAGCUGAUCCUUUGUCCGUAAAUAUGGUGGAUACUAAGGGCAACACAACAUUGCAUAUAGCAGCUAGAAAAGGCAGAGCUCAGAUUGUGAAGAUGUUAUUGGAGCAGGAACAAAUGGACACAAGAGCAUUGAACAGGUCAGGCGAGACAGCUUUGGACACAGCAGAAAAAAUGGGGCAUGGCGAGACGGAAGCCAUGCUGAGGGAGCACGGAGUGCAGAGCGCCCGUGCCAUCAAGCCGCCGGUGGGGACGAAUCCGGCAAGGGAAUUGAAGCAGACAGUGAGCGACAUAAAGCACGAAGUCCACUACCAGUUAGAACACACGAAGCAGACAAGAAGGCGCAUCCAGGGGAUCGCGAAACGCCUGAACAAAAUGCACACGGAGGGGUUGAACAACGCCAUAAACUCCACCACGGUGGUGGCAGUGCUGAUAGCGACGGUGGCAUUCGCGGCCAUAUUCACGGUGCCGGGGCAGUACGUGAACGACCCAGAGGAUAUCCCACCGGGGACGUCACUAGGAGAAGCCAACAUAGCGCCAAAAGCGUCGUUCAUGAUCUUCUUCGUGUUCGACUCCAUCGCGUUGUUCAUAUCCUUGGCGGUGGUGGUGGUACAGACGUCAGUGGUGGUGAUAGAAAGCAAGGCGAAGAAGCAGAUGAUGGCGAUCAUCAACAAGCUAAUGUGGCUGGCGUGCGUGCUCAUCUCGGUGGCGUUCUUGGCGCUGUCGUUCGUGGUGGUCGGGGAGCGCGAGCGGUGGCUGGCCAUAGUGGUCACCAUCAUCGGGACCACCAUCUUGGCUACCACUUUGGGGACCAUGUGUUACUGGGUUAUCGUGCAUCGGAUUGAGACUUCCAGCAGCAAGAGGAGUGUCAGAAAUACCUCUCAGCCCAACAGAUCAAGGUCCUUCUCAGGCUCUGUCUCAGAUUCAGAGCUACUCCACAAUGAAUUCAAGAAAAUAUAUGCUAUAUAGUAUAUAAUAACAUCAACAACCUUCAACAGUCCCUUGAUGGCAUGGUAGAUUGUGAUCAACCCAACACUUAUCCUCUAACAUUGCUUUGUACAGACCAAUGCAACGACUUUCAAGCUUACAAAAAUGAGAUCAAUAUAUACAAUUCUAUUAUUUGACUCUAAA